AUGCUGGCUCAGCGUUUUAUUGAUCAGACAGCGUUAAGUAUGAUGGAACGCCAAGAUGGCGGUGUUCACUUGGCUGACAAUUCAAUACUAAAUGGUGGUCUUGAAGGGGUUUUGUCUUUCCUAGCGAACUCCGGCGACAGUAAUCCGUUGGCAUUGUUGUCGGCGGCGGCAGCGGCCUCCGAGCAAAGUUCAUGUGCUGUAACGCCGAGUAUGAACAACGUGAAAGAUGAACCACGAGAGGCGCCAAUGGAGAUUGAUGCCGUUGCACAAGCGGCACAGAUUCAUUCCCAGCUCAACGGGCGGCUUGAGGCUCAUGAUCCGGACGCAACACCUCCUGCAGAAGACGAAUCUCGUCUUGUCGUCGAUGAGCCGCAGCAGUCACCGCAAGCACAACCAGCACCGGUAGCAUCGAGUUGCUGA
This is a messenger RNA of Ostertagia ostertagi, 420 nucleotides long. Lineage: Eukaryota; Metazoa; Nematoda; Chromadorea; Rhabditida; Trichostrongylidae. The record is from the annotation of a GenBank genome assembly.